Gadus morhua (Atlantic cod) is the source of this 3053-nucleotide messenger RNA. RefSeq names its product granzyme B. Gene Ontology annotation, biological process: proteolysis. Gene Ontology annotation, molecular function: serine-type endopeptidase activity. The transcript has 6 exons. NCBI's taxonomy places the organism in Eukaryota, Metazoa, Chordata, Actinopteri, Gadiformes, Gadidae. The record is from RefSeq and is a predicted model, not a curated record. The coding region runs from base 46 to 894 and encodes 282 amino acids.
UCAACAUGAAACAAUCCACCCUCAAAUAUUUCCAGAGUUAUAUGCAUGUCAUGUUGUGGUUUUAUUUUGAGGCGGCGCUUUGGUUGGCGGAGUCAAAGAAUAGAAGAACAAGAAGUGUUAUACUACAUCACUGCCAUGCUGUUUAAAAUUCUGCUACUACUUUGCCUGGGCUGCUUUUCAGGUGCUUCUGGCAGUGGCAUAGUGGAAGGUACUGAGUCCAAGCCGCACUCCAGGCCAUACAUGGUAUCGUUGCAGCAGGAAGGACUACAUCUCUGUGGGGGAGCACUUGUCCGGAAGGACUUUGUGCUCACCUCAGCACAUUGCAACGACAGCAAAUUUGGUCUGACUGCUGUGCUCGGAGCCCACAACAUUACAAAGGAGGAGAAAAGUCAACAAAGGAUCCAAGUGGCUAGGUACCACGUGCAUCCAAAUUACAAGGAUGGACUCUUUGGCUUCGACGUCAUGCUUCUCAAGUUAAAGACGAACAGCAUACUGAAUAAGUAUGUUAAGCCCAUUGGACUACCCAAAAAAGAUAAAAGAAUCCUUGCCAACAUCAAGUGCUCUGUAGCUGGCUGGGGCAUGCGUUUGCCCAGUACAGCAGCCUCGGAUGUCCUGAGGGAGACCGCAGUGAAGACGCGAUUCGUCCAUGAGUGCCAGUAUAUUUGGCCUGGUUACUUCAACUCCAGCCAAAUAAUCUGCACCCAUUCUUCAGGCAAGAAGGGGGGAAUCUGUCAGGGUGAUUCCGGUGGCCCAUUGAUAUGCGGCAGAGAUGCUCAGGGCAUAGCUGCUUACACUUGGCCGGGUAAAUGUGACGACCCAAAGUAUCCACAUAUCUUCAUGAAGAUCCCAUCCUUUGUGCAGUGGAUUAAGGAGGUCAUGAAAAAAAGGGACUAGGUCACCCACCUUAACCUUUUGUGAAAUAUCCCAGCAUUACUUUUUGUUUCUGUAAUUAUUAUAGUGGGAAAAUUCAAUUGUUCAUUGACUUUCUUUUAAUUUUACCACUUUUACUGAAUUGUGUGGAUUUGAUGACCCCAAGGAUCCACGUUUGUAUGAGUAACAGCUACUUUAUACCCUGUAUUAAGGAUUUGAACAUGCAUAAAAGGCACUAGGUUACCCAUAGAAAGAGCAGUACAGUGUAACUGGACAGCCUAAAAUGGCCACUAGGCUACUGAUUGGACUACAUUGAUAACAAGCUACUGUGACUAGGAAGGACCUCACCUGGCUACUUCAUGGGGUCUCUGAGGCCUUUGUGAUCUCUGUCUGGAAACUCUUUCAGACGGUGCAUAUUAGGUUGAUUAUAUAUGAGGCCACAUAAAAACAAUACAAAUUGAGUCAUUCUACAAUUGUCAAAAAAACACAAUCAAAUAAGACAAUCUUUUUUUUGUCACUCAUUGACUUGCUUUUCAUUUAACCCGAUGCAACAAUUGGAAAUAAUGAUUGCCUCUGCACACAUGGUGAUAGUUGCAGUUUCAUAUUUACAAGCAAUGGAGUUUGGAAACCAGUGUUGUGGUGGACUACAACCUAAACUGUUCAACUUUCACUGCUAGACGAAAAACACCUGUACAGGAGGCUGUAGAUGCACCGUGUCAGUCAUAGUGUAAGCUUUUACGGUUGGAACGUUUCCUGUGAGUAAAACCCGUCAUCUGCCAAAAAAACUAAGAGAGAGUUUAAUCAUCUUAAUAUAAAGAAGAUAAGUCCAUAAUGUAUCAUUUGAUGUAAUAUGAUGUGGAGAAGGAUGUCAAGAGGAAAUCAACUUCUGUACACAAAUUUCUGCACAAAUAGUCAUAAGUCUUGACACAUUUAAUUGACCUCACUUGCACUGUAUGCAAAUUGAGUGCACAAUUUACACCACAUUGAACAUUAAGCUGUUUUACGUAACCGUAACACUUAAUUUCAAACACAGCAUAUAAUUCAUGUUCUAUAUUAGAAUAGAUUAAACUGUAUCGUCAUGGCACAAGCAGUAGACUAUAUAAUGCAGUUUAGCAUCCAACCAGAAGUGCAACAGUUCAUGAUUAAACUUGGGUAGGUAGGCACUUAUUAUGGAAUAUUAAUAUUCCAUAAUAAGUGCAAAACACAGCAUUGGUACAAAACAGAGUCAGGAUAUGCCGUAUAUUUCUGUGGCCAUGACUUUUGAUGUUGGGGUUAUGGUUGGGUAAUGGUGACUUUAUAACAUGCACUAAGUUAGAAGUAAAACAAAGAAAACGAUUGUAAAAUAAUUACCAAUUCAAUGCAGAAUCCAAAUCCAAUUGAAUUGUAGGUUGCCCACAUUAUUAUCACAGUCGCAGGUCAAGCAUUAUGCUGCACCACAGUAGUAUUAUAUAUUGUGGACGAAGCUGUGGUGGGAAACAUAUUACCUCAACGUCGAGGGCGUCAUCGUGUGUUCAAUGAUAUGAACUGCAGUUGUAGAAAUGCCUUUUAUUAAAUAUUUUUACGUUAAUUAUUUUCCUUUCCUUAUUGGCAAGCAACGAGCCAAUUAACUGGCACGUAAUCAGCGGAGAGUCUCAGUGGAAGCCGAGUUCAAGCGAGAAUACUCACUUGUACAAGUAUGGGAUAUCUUAAAUUGCGCGUUCAUGAAAAACAAUGAAAAACCCUACAGGAUCCAAGACCUUUUUGGAAAACAAACUAAACUUAAAUUAAGUCCCCUGCGAUCUCAAUCCUAUCUGUUGGUGUUUAUUAUUUUCACGUUAAUUGUUAGUUUCCGUAUUGGCCAGCAAGGAGCCAAUCAGCGAGUUCAGGCGAGAAUACUCGCUUAUGCUCGAAUACUCUCUUAUGAUCCAGUAAUCCAACACGCAAUAUACUCACAAUAUCUUCGCCAAAAGGAGAAGAUAAAUUGCUAUACCAACUGAUUGACGUAGCGCUACUCCUGAUUCAAGGGAUUAAUCUGCAAAUUCGGUCUUGAAGUUCGUCCUGCCGCCCGGAAGGAUAACAUAUUGGAAUGAUUCAAUAACGUGAAACAUAACCCUUUGGUAUUGUCAUUGGUUUUGUGUCUCGGAGUAUUUUACAUUGCAUGUUGCAAAUUGUUAACUUAUUAACAUUAAAUGCAUUAUCUGCUG